AGGCGGCGAAGGGGCAGGAGGCCGACCUCCGUCUUCCCUGGUCCCUCCCAGCGUGGCGCCUCGUUGUUGACUCAGCGUCGGUUACCGCGUCUCCGCGGAUCAUGUUCGGGCAUGUUAGGCCGAAGUUAAUGGAGGAGUUACGUCCAGACUUGCCCGUGCACGGGCGACGCUAUUUAUACUCGAUCCUGGCUUAAGCGCGGCAGAUCGUUUUCGGUUCGCUGUGUCCAGAACUACGGCUAUCUUGGGGCAAAUGUGCAAUACCAAAAUGGCUUCUGUUACUGACCAGCCGGCUGCGGGCACUUCUGGCAUCAGCCGUACAGAUCAAGAAGCGUUGGUUAAACCUAAGCCAUUGCUGUUAAAACUUUUAAAGUUUGUCGGUGCACAAAAAGAUACUUUUACCAUGAAGGAGAUACUCUUCUAUAUUGGGCAGUAUAUUAUGUCUAAACAUCUGUAUGAUGAAAAGCAGCAGCAUAUUGUCCACUGUGCAAAUGAUCUUCUGGGUGAUCUUUUUGGAGUGCAGAGCUUUUCAGUAAAAGAACACAGGCAGUUAUAUUUGAUGAUUUCCAAAAACCUGAUCACAGUCAGUCAGCAAGACUCUAAUAAUGUUAACACAUCUGUGAAUCAGUCCAGAUGCCAACUAGACAAUGGAAAUUCUCUAAAGGAAUUGGUGCAAGAAUCAAAUGGAGCAAAUUCUAGGAGGAGAGCACACAGCGAAACCGAAGGUGCUUCAGAAGACAUGAAUGAUGAAAGACAGAGAAAACGGCACAAAUCAGAUAGCAUUUCUCUUACAUUUGAUGAAAGUCUUUCAUGGUGUGUAGUAAGCGGUUUAUAUAGCGAUCGAAGCAACAGCAGCACUUCUGCAGAUUCUCCAUCAAGUCCAGAUCAUAAUGCCAGUUCAUUAAGUGAAAAUUCAGACUGGUUAGAUGAUGAUUCAGUUUCGGAUCAAUUCAGUGUUGAGUUUGAAGUUGAAUCUGUCUAUUCAGAAGACUAUGGCCCUAAUGAAGAAGGACUAGAGCUUACAGAUGAGGAUGAUGAGAUAUACCAAGUCACUAUAUAUCAGACUGAAGACAGUGAUAUGGAUUCAUUUGAUGAUGAUCCUGAAAUUUCACUAGCUGAUUACUGGACAUGCUCAAACUGCAAUGAAAUGAAUCCGCCCCUUCCCCGCCAUUGCCCCAGAUGCUGGGCUCUUCGGGAGGACUGGCUACCUGAUAAGAAGACAGAGGAGUCAAAAAAGAACAUACUUGAAAACACCAAGCCACUAGAUCCUGAGGAAGGCUUUGAUGUUCCUGACUGUAAGAAAGGGAAAAUAAAUGAAGAUAAAUCAGUAGACACAGAACAAUGUUCUGAAUCUCAAGAAAGUGGGGUGUAUUCUCAGCCAUCCACAUCUGGCAGUAUGUUGUGCAGCAGCCUAGAAGAAUAUAGAGAAUCGGAGAAGGACGAGCCUGAAGACAAAGAAGAGAGCACAGAAUCCAAUGUACCCAUCUCCAGUGUUGAGCCCUGUGUUAUAUGCCAAACCCGGCCUAAAAAUGGUUGCAUAGUACAUGGAAGGACAGGACACCUCAUGUCAUGUUUCACAUGUGCAAAAAAACUAAAGAAGCGGAACAAGCCCUGUCCAGUCUGCAGACAACCAAUUGAGAUGAUCUUACUAACUUAUUUUUGCUAGCUACAGUGCAAGCAGAACUGUUCUAAGGAUUUCUAUAGACUGACACAAAUAAAAUACUUCAAAUGUUUGUUGAAAUGUGAUUUUCCCAAAAAAAAAAGAUCUUUUAAUGAAAACAUUGCACUAUAGUUGAUGGCUUAAUCAUAAUGUUUUCAAAAUCCUUUUUGGUUGUAUUUGUAUAGUUAACCCAGACAGCUAGGAAUAUCUGAAUAUAAUGACUUGAAAGGAGUGAGCUUAAUGUUUGUGGUGAGAUUUUAUAGCAAUUCUUAUUCCUGAGAUCAACUGAGUUAAAAAUUGAAAUGCAAAGCUGCUUGUAUUUAUGAGGGAUUCAGAAAUUAGAAUAGCAGCAUUUAAAAACAGCUGCAAUGGUAUCUUUUCCAUCACAUUUUAAGCUAGAGAUGACUAUGGCAUGCUCUUAAUGAAAGCUGCUCCAAUUCAAACGGCUGUGUAGCACACUGUGUGUGCAGUUACUCUCUUUAGCAACUAUAGAUAUUAUACUAAGGCACUUUUAUAGGAAGGAAAGAUCGGGGGCAGGUCAUGGGAUUUUGAGUGAUCCUCCUCCCCUUUCCUGAGCAUUUUUUCCACUCAUUGCAGUUCACUGGGGUGUUUGGCCAGCAUGAGCAUUUGAAAGUGAUGAGCAAACCAUGGAAGCUGAUGCUGAUGGCUUAACCAUGGUUAGGAGAAUUAAGAGGGGAAAGAUUAGGGGCUGAGCAGGGAGCAACUCAUGCUUUGUUUCCAAUCUCUUGGGAUGCCUAGCGUUAAAGUAGCACUGGCCCUUUGUUGGAAGCUCAUGCCUGAAACCUGGCAUUUAGAGGUGUUCUCAUAAUGAACUGUUCUCUGGAUGGUGGGGAAUAAGGCAUGGUGUGGAAAGUCCUUUGAUAUGCCUAAAGGAGUUAUUGAUGGAUACCCACCAUAUCUGCUAUUCUGUGUUGAAGUUAUACAUUGGAGUGAUUUGCUUGUCAAGUUUUGUCCUCAAAUAUGUGAAAAAUUGUUUUUAUUAGAAUGCAGUUUUUAAUGCAUAUUCUUGGUCCCAGUGUUAGUAAAAUUCAGCAUUCUACACUUGCCAGGAUAAUAAGGAAUGGCAAAAAAAAUGUUGUAAAUUUUUAUUUAACACAACCAGAAUGAGCAAUUCAUAAAUACUAGAUCCUAUACAGAUGCAAUACUGUACAAUAUUUAAUGUAUAAAUAGAAGAAUAAUUGCCACUUUUCACUAAAUUUAUGAGUUGAUGGUUCAUCUUCUCUGGCUCUAGUUCUCCCCUGGCCCCCUAUAUUAGAAUCAGAACUACAAAGCGUUUUCUUUGUUAAAACUCUCCUUCUGAACAACUUGAAGACUGUAGCAGUAUGUUGUUGGGAGUCCCUAGUCACAUGCUGUGUUUGGAAAGUCAAAAGAGGCGAUGCGGUGCAUGUGGAGUAGAGGCUGCAGAAGGUAUUCCAUAUUACGCUUUUGUAGGUUUUGUUAGAUUUCAUUAGAUUUUGGUUCUUGUGUUUGGAGUGUGAAUGGUAUCACAUGUGGUGGACAAUUUAAACUGUUUAAAUGUAAAAAUCUAAUUAUUGUAUAUUACCAAUGAAUUGUAUGGAAUUCCUGAGCAAAGAGAGACCAGUUCACAGGGUGCACAUCAGCAAAUUUUCACAAGGGCAGCAGCAGAUGGAGAGCCAUAAUUAAAGCUUAACCAAGUA
Varanus komodoensis (Komodo dragon) is the source of this 3336-nucleotide messenger RNA. RefSeq names its product MDM2 proto-oncogene (gene MDM2). Gene Ontology annotation, cellular component: nucleus. The coding region runs from base 251 to 1663 and encodes 470 amino acids. The transcript has 11 exons. Gene Ontology annotation, molecular function: ubiquitin protein ligase activity; identical protein binding. NCBI's taxonomy places the organism in Eukaryota, Metazoa, Chordata, Lepidosauria, Squamata, Varanidae. The record is from RefSeq and is a predicted model, not a curated record. Gene Ontology annotation, biological process: negative regulation of apoptotic process; regulation of cell cycle.